Physcomitrium patens is the source of this 2025-nucleotide messenger RNA. RefSeq lists its product as uncharacterized. Lineage: Eukaryota; Viridiplantae; Streptophyta; Bryopsida; Funariales; Funariaceae. Gene Ontology annotation, molecular function: GMP kinase activity. The record is from RefSeq and is a predicted model, not a curated record. Gene Ontology annotation, cellular component: cytosol. Gene Ontology annotation, biological process: purine nucleotide metabolic process.
GUGGGUGUCAUGGGGGUAGAAGAGCAGAGUGGAAAAGCAGCAGCAGCAGCAGCAGCGAGACAGAGGCAAAGAAGAAUGUGAGAGGAGAUUGAUUGGCCUUGUGUGAGAGAGAGGUUUUAUUGGAUUGUGGGUGCGCUCAAGGCGCAUCUUGUGAGAGUAGCUGUUGGGUUAUGCUGAGUUUGUCGGGAUCCCCUCCCGCGCUUUUGCGGAUUUGGGCGCGUAUCUUUGGAGGAGGAGUAACUGCCUCGUCCCCUUCACACACACCCCCCCCCCCUUUUCUCUUGAACUGUUGUCCACCCUCCAUGUCCACUUGGGUGCUACAAAUUUACUCGGGGUGUCGAACCUUUUGGUAGCCACGCUCGUCUUACGGGCGUGCCCAGAGUUGGGGUCCCUGGCAGCACAGUUCCGCGCAUUCUAAUCGUUGUCAGCUUGUCGAGGGUUCGUCGCGUGCAUCGUUAGUAAAGAGGCAUUGCUUUGGUGGUUUCUAUUUGUGGGAAUCCGUUUCGGAGGUCUAUUACGUGCUGGGUUGUGUUUGUUUUCAAAUGCUUUUGGAGGUUAGGGCAACAAGGGCUUUGUUUUGAGACGGCAAGGAGUGAAGGUGGUUGUGUAGUGCUUCAUUGAAUCAUGGGCAUGAAGACUCUGAUGGUGGCGGAACCGCCACAACCAGUGGUCAUUUGUGGCCCAUCGGGUGUGGGUAAGGGCACGCUGAUCGGUAAGUUGAUGAAGGACUUCCCCGAGAAGUUUGGCUUCUCUGUGAGCCACACCACGCGCAAUCCCCGUUUGAAGGAGAUUGACGGAGUGCAUUAUCAUUUCGCUUCCCGCCCUGUCAUGACGCAAGAAAUCACAGAAGGCAAGUUUCUCGAGUCCGCUGAGGUUCAUGGGAACUUGUACGGGACGAGUUGGGCAGCAGUGGAGGCUGUGGCCGACGCCGGCAAGAUCUGUAUUCUGGAUAUCGAUGUUCAAGGGGCCCAAGCAGUGAAGAAGAGUGCCUUGAAGGCAAAGUAUAUUUUCAUAAAGCCUCCAGCCCCCGAAGAGGAAGAGCUUGAGAGACGUCUUCGAGGGAGAGGUACGGAGUCAGAAGAGCAAAUCCAGAAACGAUUAAGAGGCGCUAAGCAAGAGCUUGAGCGAGCCAAGGAUCCUAGUCUGUUUGAUUACAUCCUAGUGAAUGCUAAUUUGGAUCAUGCAUACGUAGAACUCAAGGGCAUUCUCGGUCUUGGCAGUCCGAUCGCAUCUGCUCAUUCUAAUGGCGUUGCCAUAUCUCUAGUGAAUAAAUCGAAGCUACUAUCAAAUGGUCACCUUCCAUCAGAAAACGGCUCAUCUACGAACGGCCAUGGGUUGAUGAUGGAAUCUGUGAAGACGGAUGCGAUGUACAUGAAUGGAUCCCACAGCCCAAAACCCAACGGUGUGAUGAAAGCUUUCAACUACAACCACACAUUACCAAUUUUGUCGUCACCCGAUAUUUUGGUUACUAUGCAUUCAGCAGCAGGAUCUCCAAGGUCGAAAAGAAUCCCAGCAUCAUAACCCAGCGAACGACUAUUCCCCUGGUCUCUAGUGGGAAAAACCAAAAAUCCUUUAGUUCUGUGGUACCCUAUUCUUCAGUCUGUCAUACCUUGCAGAGGAGACUAUUCUUGUCGGAGGUGGGUUCGCAUGAAACCACUACCGCACAUCUUACUGCCAUUUUUAUUCAAGGAAAGCAAGCAUCUGAUUCUCAGGUAAAUAUGCUCCCCAAUUUUAGGCUUCAGUAGAGUAGACAGUAGCCAAAUCCUCUUAUUUCUCUCAAAAUCUUCAGGAAAUUCGCAUUCCAGAUUCGGAAACGAUAGCUAAAUAUAUCAGGAAGUGAAGUCUCGGUAGACUUGCUUUCUGCACAUGUUGGGAUCGCCAAUAAACCGAUCUUCCUCGUAGUGGCUAGUAAUUAAGGCAAUUGCAGAGUCUGCGAUUCCAGAAAGCGAAUGAACAGCUCCAAGGCACUCUGGCCACUCGGUCUAUUUUUUUAAAUAGAUAUUAAGCCAAGCUAUUUUAACCUGA